Acanthoscelides obtectus is the source of this 192-nucleotide messenger RNA. Lineage: Eukaryota; Metazoa; Arthropoda; Insecta; Coleoptera; Chrysomelidae. The record is from the annotation of a GenBank genome assembly.
AUGGAAGAUCAGGGGGGCAGUGCUGAAAAACAGGAAAGUCAUUCUAAUGGUGAAGAAGAAGAGGAGAACGGAACGUUUUAUUUUGGUUUGACAAUGCAGAUGAUCGAGAAGCAAAUAAAACUUAUGAUCGAACUGCAGCAGUCUCUUGGAAGUAGGGUGAAAGUGCCAGUUCAACUUCCUCCCGGGGGGUGA